UAAACUAUCGACUGCGAGUAAUGUGUAUUUUAGAUUACACAAAAAUAACAAUAUUAUGGAUCUGAGUACAUUGAUUUUAAAACUCCAAAAUAUUCGGAAUUUGAUAUUUUUAUGUAGCUCAAAAUACGAAAACAUUUCAAAUUGAUAUUUUGCAAGAAUGUGGGAUACAUUAUUAGCUAUUUUUAGAAUUUUGCUUAAACACUACAAAUAUAAUUUCUGAUUUUCUAAUACAGACGGAGAAGUUGACCAAAGGAAGAGGCCUCCCUGGCUAUCUCUAGCACUAUCAUGUUGGAGAUUUGUGCAAAAAUCCUUAGUCAAAGGCUUAAAUGCUUUUGUAAUUAAGACCCCCACGUAACUCAUAAUUGCUUCACAGUCUAACCCCUUGAGGGGAUAACCCUAGCCUCGUAACCCCAUCAACCCUAAUCCCCACCUCGUCCCGCGCCCACGCGGCUGCCUCGUCACCUCAUUUUCCCCUCCUCCUUAGACAUUGGCGUCGGUAGGGGAGGUGUCACUCCUUCAGGUCCUAUCGCUGCACCACAUUUGACUCCAACAUCGUCUCCAUCAUGAUGGGCGGCCCUGACGUGGGUGUGACCUAUAGCGUGAGUCGGAUGUCUAUGGUCAUCUCAUGAGCCCGAUGGUGGUCCUGACGAGGGACCCUCCGUGGGGUCAACACGGAGCGCAUCGUGGUGUUGCUAGAGUCUAGGUGUGGCAUGGUGAUGUGCCCGGAGGGGACAACUUGCCGGAAGCCAUGUCUGUUGCGGUUCUUGGCGUGGAAGAGUAUUUUGCAUGGCAGGGAUCUGUUAAAAGAAGGCUUGGUGUGGCGUGUUGGGGAUGGGAAAAAGAUCGAUGUCUGGGCUGAUAACUGAAUCCCAAGGGCUGGCCGGAUGAAGCCACUAGGACAUGAGCCUGGUAUGGAGAUAAGUAAGGUAGAGGAGGUUUUGCUUGAUGGGGGCCAGGGGUGAAAUGAAAGUAGACUGCGUGAGGUUUUCUUUGAUGGUGAUGUUGACGAUAUUCUGAAGAUUCUUGUGGGUAGAGCUGGAACAGAAGACUAUUUAGCUUGGAAUUACACCAAAAACGGGAUAUUCAGUGUACGGUCAGCAUAUCAUCUUAAGAUGCACCUCAACUCAGCAAGAACUGGAUCAGCUAGUUCGUCGUCCAGUCUAGAGGAUCACAGGGGUUGGUUGGCCCUGUGGGCGGCAAAUGUCCCUGGGAAGGCGAAGAUCCAUGUCUGGAGGCUGAUCCAGAACGGUUUGGCUGUUGGUGACGAGUUGCAGAGAAGAAGGAUCGAGAGCGGGGUGCGUUGUAUCGUAUGUGACCGGGAGGAGACUUUGAUGCACCGUUUCUGGGAGUGUGCUCACUCGGCGGAGACGUGGGAGCUUGCACGCAGGCAUUCGGGUCUCCGUCUAAGCCGGCCGAGAGGAUACAUGCGAUGCCACCGUGACUUGCAGGGCUGGCUGCUCCAUUGGUUCGGAUCUUUGAAAGAAGAUGAGAUUAACGUGUGUGUAAUGAUUCUUUACCAGAUGUGGUUGGCGAGAAAUGAGGCGAGGGAGGAGGUGCGGAUUGCCGCCCCACAUGCGAUCGUACAGAAAUCGUUCUUCCUGAUCGAGGAGUGGCAAGGGAUUAGGCCGGCGGGCAAGUCGGGUUCGGUACAGGUGACGGAGCACUGGCUCCCUCCUGCUAGCGGCUGGACAAAGCUCAAUGCUGAUGGUGCGUUCUCGGUGAAGGACGGGACGGGUGGGUGUGGCGUGGUUAUGCGUAAUCACGAUGGUGUGUUCCUGGAGGGAGCCAGCCAUUUUUUCCACCUUGCCGCUGACCCGGAAAGAUCUGAGCUCAUGGCAUGUAAGCAAGCGCUGGCGAUGGCAAGGACGAAGGGGUUGUCGAAGAUUGUGUUGGAAACUGAUUGCCUUGGUGCUGUGGCAAAGAUCAGAAGGACGUAGACAGGUCUAUCCAUGGACCAUUAGUCGAGGAAAUAAAGUCGAUGCUGAAGGACUUCGCCGAUCACUCUAUUAGGCAUGUGCGACGGACUGGGA
Messenger RNA from Lolium perenne, 2030 nucleotides. The record is from RefSeq and is a predicted model, not a curated record. Lineage: Eukaryota; Viridiplantae; Streptophyta; Magnoliopsida; Poales; Poaceae.